AAAUAACUUAAUUGCUUUAGACUUUAGUUCAGCUGGAGUUGAGAGGAAAGAAUCAGUGUACCUUCUUUUGGAAUUGAGCAAGAAGGUCGUGUUCUUGGUGAGGAUAGAUCCUCUGCAGAUUUGUGGAGGUCUUUAUAUUCAGACUAUAGCUGCUUCCUCUUUCCUACUCACAUUUUCCCAUAUGGUGACUUUGGAAAAUUCCUCUCCGAUUUCGUUGGGAAGUGCAGGAAACUCUCGUUGGUAGAGGGUUGCCUAUUACUCUCUCUCGUUCUGCUGCUCACAUCUGGAAAGGAUCUGGCUUGGAAAGGAGAGACUCACUCUGAGCUCAGCGCAUGUAACUGACAUGGCAUGAGCCGAGGGAGCCUGUGGGGGCAAGAGAAAUGUUCCUCUCCAUUCAUCUGAUUUCUGACAGCAAAGGGGCGAUGCCCGCCGGCGGCCGGGCCCUGCUGGCGCUGGGGCUCCUGGCGCUGGGCUGCGCCGCCGCCCGCCCGCCGCCGCCCGCCGACAACGACUUCCCUGAGGGCGCUGCUCAGCGGCGGCGGCCGCCCGGCCCGGGCCCCGCCUGCCCCCGCGACUGCGGCUGCACACAGGAGGGCGUCGUGGACUGCGGCGGCAUCGACCUGAAGGAGUUCCCGCUGCUGCUGCCCGAGCUGACCAACCACCUCUCCCUGCAGAAUAACCAGAUAGAAGAAAUCUUUCCAGAAGAGCUCGCUCGUCUUUACAGACUGGAAACUCUCAAUUUGCAAAACAACAGGCUAACUUCAAAAGGGUUACCAGAGGAAGCAUUUGAGCAUCUGGAGAACCUGAAUUACCUGUACCUGGCAAACAAUAAGCUAACAGUGGCUCCGAAAUUCCUACCAAAUACCUUGAUCAGUGCAGAUUUUGCAGCCAAUUAUCUCACCAAGAUAUAUGGGCUCACAUUUGGACAGAAACCAAACUUGAGAUCUGUAUAUCUUCAUAACAACAAACUUUCAGAUGCUGGGUUACCUGAUAAUAUGUUCAAUGGCUCUGAUAAUGUGGAGAUACUCAUCAUGUCCAGCAAUUUCUUGAAGUAUGUUCCAAAGAAUCUCCCUCCAGCACUAUAUAAAUUACACUUAAAGAACAACAAGCUAGAGAAGAUUCCCAAAGGAGCCUUCAGUGAACUUACAGGUCUGCGGGAGCUGUAUUUACAGAAUAACUACUUGACUAAUGAAGGAAUGGACAAUGAAACUUUCUGGAAAUUGUCUAGUCUCGAAUAUCUGGAUUUGUCCAGCAAUAACCUCUCACAAAUUCCAAGUGGUUUACCUCGAAACAUUGUCCUCCUCCACCUGGAGAAGAAUGCAAUUAAGGUGAUUGGCAGAGAUGUCUUGACCCAAAUUAAGAACCUGGAGUACCUUCUGCUCCACAAUAACAAGUUAAAAGCCCGAGGUAUUCAUCCCUUAGCCUUCCAAGGCUUAAAGAAGCUGCACACUGUCCACCUGUACAACAACAUGCUGGAAAGGAUUCCCAGCGGGCUGCCCCGGCGAGUGAAAACACUUAUGAUCCUUCAUAAUCAGAUCUCUGAGAUUAACAGGAACGACUUUGCCACCACUUACUUCCUUGAAGAGCUGAACCUGAGCUACAAUAAACUCAAAAGUCCCCAGAUCCAUCGGGAGGCCUUCCGUAAACUGAGGCAACUAAAGUCCUUGGAUCUUUCUGGAAACAAUCUCCACACCGUGCCCUUUGGCUUUCCAAAGAACUUGCAGAUUCUGAAGCUGAAGGAGAAUGAGAUAAGCAUUAUCCCAAAAGGGACUUUGUCUGGGAUGACAAAGCUGCGGGAACUGUAUUUGAGCAACAAUAAACUGAAAGUAAAUUCAAUUUAUUCAAGAGCGUGGAGAGAACUCAGCAGUCUCCAGUCACUAGAUAUGGCUGGCAACCAGCUGACUUCUAUCCCAUCAGACCUGCCAGAAUCUCUAGAAUAUCUGUAUCUGCAGAACAACAAGAUCACAACGGUUUCAGAGAAUGCUUUUGAAUCCACACCCAAAAUAAAGGGGAUUUACCUCAGGUUUAAUAAGAUUGCAGUUGGAGCACUGAAGGAAAGUACCUUCCAAAACCUAAAGCACUUACAGGUACUGGAUAUUGAAGGGAACCUUGAAUUCAGCAACAGUUCAAAGAAUAAAGAUGACUCAGAAGAGGAAGUGGAAGAUGAGGAAGAGGAAGAACAGCUGAGAUAAAAUGUGAAUUCACACAAUCACAUCAUGUGGGAGGAAAGCAUACGGAAAAUCACAUAUAUGUCUAUGUGUAUAUAUCUAUAUAGAUAUACAGAGAACACUUAGCAAAAUGUGCAAUGAAUUACGCAGAAACUGUCAUGGCACUGGGCCAGGCUCAUGGAAGACAGUGUGUUACAGUGCCUUAUUCAGGGAGAGACCCUGAAUGCCUUUCCAAAGCUUCCAAAUCAUCUUAUACAAGACCACGGAUCAUAAGGGAUUGCUCUGGAACUCACAAAAGCUGGCUUUUGUUUCUUCUGUUUCUCUUCCUUCACUGUUUCCAUCUGUAAUAACAAUAUGGGACUGUUUUGAACACAUGCCUUCAAAUGCUGUUUUUGUCACUGCAUCUUAAGUGAACCAUGCAUAUGCUUCUUUUCUUUUCCUCCACCUCAAAGAAGCUGUUGCUGAUCAGGCGAGACGGAUAUCAACAGUAGUUUCAUGUGUGGAGCAGUGUAUGAGGCAUUUUGGUCAUCAAGCGGCAGUAAUAAUUCUGGAUGCAACUAUUCCUCUAACAAUGUGUAUAUUUGGAUGCAAAAAAAAAAGUAAGGCUGGAUCCCAUAAUAUUUUAUCUCUACUGCCAAAGCCUGCAGUACAUGCCUGUUUUAGAAAGGUUUUAAGAUAAAACAAAUGCUGUUGUGAAUAUAUAUAAAAAAUCUGUAUGUCUGCCUUCUAGAGCUUUGGUAAGGUUUUUGUCUUGCCGUUGUUUGCCCAUGUGGGAGUUGUGUGGAUGUCUCUGAAGGUAUGUCCAGGAGAUUGAGUAACAGUAUGCAGUUUAAUAUAUGUGGUAGAAUUUUUCACAUCUUGUGUAUCAUUCACGUUAAGAGUCUGAAGUGAGACUAAUGAAGCAAAAGAGAUAAGUGAAUGUGGGGCAUCUUAAGAGAAAACAAGAGAAAUUUCUGUUUAGUUCAACUCUGGAGACAGUGCCUGCUGUCAUAUGCUCUUAAAGCCUCACAUGUUUUAUGGUGUUGAGUAUUCUCAGCUCCCGUUGGUAUCAUGGAAAAUAAAGAAACCAAGGAAAAGAAGACCUACAGAGGUACCUGGAUGGCAAGUUGCUUAUUUGAUUAAAAUGUCCUUCAUCUGAGGCAGCUAAUCUGCUUCAUGAAAUGGUCUUUUCUUUUGAGGAUUUCUGAUUGAACACGUGUUGUUUUGCAUACUGCAUUCCAGGAUUUACUUGGAAACACAGUUGGCUUAAGUUUUUUCCGUCUGGAGAAGAUCUGGUUCUGCACUCUCCUUUGGGUUCCCAUAGCACAUGACAGUAAUUUCAAUCUGAUAUUUGCUACCUUAGACAAUUCAACAUGAUCAUGAAUCAUAGAAGGAAAGAUUGCUUCCUGAAAAAAAAAAAAAAAAAAAAAUUGGCUCUAAAAAUUGCAAAACCCCCACAUUUUUGAAUUUCGGCUAUGCAAUAAAAUAGCCUUCCAACUGA
Falco peregrinus (peregrine falcon) is the source of this 3648-nucleotide messenger RNA. It is a transcript of the gene PODN, whose product is annotated as podocan. The record is from RefSeq and is a predicted model, not a curated record. The coding region runs from base 381 to 2192 and encodes 603 amino acids. The transcript has 12 exons. Gene Ontology annotation, molecular function: protein binding. NCBI's taxonomy places the organism in Eukaryota, Metazoa, Chordata, Aves, Falconiformes, Falconidae.